This is a messenger RNA of Tetrahymena thermophila SB210, 4590 nucleotides long. RefSeq lists its product as hypothetical. NCBI's taxonomy places the organism in Eukaryota, Ciliophora, Oligohymenophorea, Hymenostomatida, Tetrahymenidae. The record is from RefSeq and is a predicted model, not a curated record. The transcript is spliced from 13 exons.
AUGAAAACUUUUACAGGGACUUAGCGCUAGUCUCAAAAUUUAGAUAAAUUAACCAUGAUGCAAUUCAAGGCCACAACAGAUUUACAUAGUUAACUAGUCAAAGAGCGAAAAAAAAUAGAUUCAACUCGUGUUUUUGUGAAUACUGGUAAAGAAUUGUUAAAGUAAGCACGAAUUGAAAAGAUGAAUGAAAAACUCAACCCAAUUAAAGAUAUGACAAUUGAAAGCGAAGUUAUUGCUCUCUCUAAUUUCUCUAAACCAUUUACACAUCCUAGAACUUAGGAAAUGAUUUAAAAAUAGCGUGAAUCUAGGCGUGAUAGACAUAUAAAAACUUUAAAUGAUUUUGAAAAGUGGACAGAAUCUCUUUCAAACGAUGUUGUUGACAGUUACACUGAAAUCAAGCAUGAUAUUGAAGAUUAUUUUAUCUAGCAUGAUAAGGAAUUGAACGCAUAUUUCGAUAAAUUUUCAGAUCAAGAACUGCUUAAAAGGGAAAAAGAUUUGUUAGAUGAAAUUAACCAAAUAGUUGUGGAAUGUGGAAUUAAAAAGGAAAACAAAGUAGAUAAUCUCGAUAACCGUCUUGAAGAUUUAGAAAAAGAAAGGGAAAAGAAUUUAAAAUUCUUUUGUGAUAAAUUAGAAUUUACACUUAUCGAUAUUGCUUUUGAGUUAGAACCUCAGGUUAAAGUUUUAGUGGAUAUUAAAAGGAAAGAGUUUGAAUAAAUUGUUGCAUAAAAAAGAAUAGAAAAUGAUGAUUAUAUUGCUAAAAUAAAAUAACAAUAAAAGGAAUCCUUUGAAGCUUUUGUUUAAAGAUAAAAUUAAGUCGAUAAAAGAUGGAGAAAACUUAAACAUGAUGCUGCUUUUGAAGAAUUUAUGGUGGAUAUUAAAAAGAUGGAAUAUGUAAAUCCUGAUAAAAGAAUUCAAUUAUACGAAGAACUCAAGAGACAGCAUGUUACUAUUUAUAACAAAAGAAACAGCUUUAUUUAAAAGUUGGAUAAACUUGAUAUCUUAAAUAUUAGCAAGGCUUAUGUAGAAAAAUGGAUAGAAGAUACUAAGAAUUUCCACGAGCAAGCUUAGGAAAUAUUAGAUGCAAGAUUUGAAGCUUUAAUAAAAGAAAGUGAAGAAGCAAAAUAACACUCUAUUGAUAGAAUAAAUUAAUUACAUGAUCGACUAGAGUAUGUAGGGCAUUUAAAUACAUAAGAUCUAAGUAGCUUAAUUGAACUUGAGUGUAUUUCAAUAUCUAAUAAACUUUACGAAGAUAGCAGAGAUCUUCUUACUAAGGCCAUAAAAUUUGUUGAAGAAAGUGAUUUUAAAUAGAAUGAGUUAGUCAAUAAUAUAGGCAAGUUCUUUAAGAAUAUAGGAGAAAAAAAUGAUGAAAAUAAAAAAAAUUACACUAAAAUGAAUUUUGAAUAUGAAUUAAAAAAGGCAAAUAUUGCUGAUGAAAAUGAUGAAAAACUCAUUCAGCUAAAUGAUGAAUUUGAAAAAAUUAAAGUAGAAAUGAAGAUGGCUCUACACCAUCCAAAAUUAAAUGAAGUAUUAGAUACUUGUUUCAAGAAAAUUGAUGAAAUAGAAAAUGAAUACAGAGAUUUCCAUGAUAAAAACUAAUCUCUAGCAAAAGAGCAUCCAACAUUUAUUUUAAACCUUUAUGCUGGCUUUGAAAAAGCUGUUGCUCAAUUCUUUGAGCUACACGAUGUUUCCAAAAAGUAAGAAUUAGAACAAAGAAACUUAAAAAGAGCUACAGAAAAGGCUUAAAAACUAAUUGAAAGAGAAGAUAAGAUGAAAGAAAUAGAGGAAUAUAAAGCUGCCUAAGAAGCUGCUGCUGCCAAAAAAGGAGGUGCUCCUCCUAAAAAGCCUCCUCCUAAAAAAGCAGGAGACCCUAAAAAGGCAGCUGCAGAAGCUGAGCAAAGACUAAAGACUGCAAUAGAAUAAAUAGGUAUAGAGCAAGUUGAAUAAUUUACAUCUUCUGUUACCUAAAACUAGUAUGUAGUUGCUUACUCAGUCGAAGAAAUAGCUAAAAGAUUUUAUGAGAUUUAAGAAGAGGAGAAAAAAGAAGAAGUAGCUGAAGCUCCUUAGUAAUAAGAAUUAAAACCACCUGAGCCUGUACCUGCUGCAGCUACAGGAAAUAAAAAAGACGAUAAAAAAGCAUAGCAACCUGCUCCUGCUGCUAAAAACGCUAAGGUACCAGAAUAAGUUAGUACAUUUGAAAUACCUGUUUUAGAAGAAGAAAAACCUAUUAUUCCUGUUGAUUUUAAAGCAGAUCCUCCUGUAGAUCCUGAAGGAAGAAUAAUUUUGGAAAAAAAUGUUGUUGUAGAGUUAAACUUCAUGGUAAAUUUGAUCGAAAAUUGUAAGAGAAAAUUAUUUGACUACAUCUCUAAAUUAUAAAAUGAUGUUAUUGAUUCGGCUAAAAGCAAUGAUAAGGACUUUAUCGAAAAUUCAAUUUUAAUCUUGGAUGAAAGACUUAAAGCCCACUACCCAUUGAAAGGAAAGAUGGAAGUUGAAAUAUAUUAGAUUAGAUCUGCAUAAAUAACAGUACACAAAAAACGAUACGAAAGGCAUGCUAGGACAACUAUAGAGAAAGUCGAUUUGCAGACAGAACAUUUUAAUUUCCUGAUGGAAUAAGCAUUUGAGGAUCUUUAAGAACACGAAGUUGAGUAAAAGAAUUAUAAAGAAUCUCUUUCUUCAGCUACUACAUUGGCAAAGCUGUAAGGAAUAUAAAAUCAUGUGAAGGAAAACGCUUUUAAGUUUGGAGAAAAAAUUAGAGAUCUUGAAGAAAAGUUAACUGUUUUAGGAAACGCAGAAGUUGAAUUCUUGCUAUAGAAGAAUAGGGCUUUUAUAAAAGAAAGUAAACUAUUUGAAGAUGGUGGAGAAUAUUCUAAGGACGAGGUUUAAUGGUAUGAAGGAAUGAUGAAAGAAAUAGAUGACUAGCUUAACAGUUAAAAACAAAAAAGAAAUAUUAGCAUUGCAGAAAUACUCAAACACCUUAACUAAAAGAAAACAGAGUUACUAGAAGCCUUUGAAAAAUAAUAUGUAAUAGCAAUUGAAGAAUUGGCAGCUAAAGAUGGUACUGGCAAAAAGUAUGGCAGACCUCGUAGAUAUGUAUAAGAAAGAAUGAGGACAGAAAUGACUAAAUGUGAAAAGGCUUAGGAUGCAGUUAAUGAAUUGCUAGCUUAAUUAAGAAAUAUGUAUACAGAGUACAAAGAUAAUAUUAAAAAUGUAUAAUAUCACUUAGAUGAAGCUAAAAAGUAAAAUUCUAAAGACUUAUUUGCAAUGAGGGUAAGAUAAACCUUAAUGACUCUGAGAACAUGCAUAGGAAGGUACGCUACUCAUUUAGAUGCACUUAAGCCAGAUUCUUAAGUACAAGAAAUGCCAAGAGUAACUUAUAUUGAAAAAAAAUUUGAUUGUGUUUUGGAUCCUACUGAGUAAGAAUAAGAUUUAAUAUGGAAAGAAGCUGAACUUGAAUUCAUAGGACCUCUUUUCUUUUAAAAAGAGCCUCACAAAUUUAUGGAUUGGGUUACAGAAAUAGAAAAGAAUACCAUUUUGGAAGCUCAGAAGAUAUAUGUAGGAGACAAAAGUAAGUUCCUAACUGGAGCAGAUAAAUGCCCAGACUACCUAAGGAAUUAUAUCUAAAACAAUCGUAAGAAUGCAGAAGAAUUUAGAAUUUCAUCUUGCAGAAAUCUAAGAAAUUCAUGCGAAGAAUUAUCCUAACUAUCAACAAAUAUUUCUGAAAUGAUAAUUCAAUCUAUGAAUGCUAGAUACAGUUUUAACUUAAAUUUGAAAGAUGAUAUUUAAAUGAAGGAGUUUGCAUAGCUGUAAAAUAUGCACUAAGAAAAAAAAUAAUAGCAUCUCUAACAGCUUCGCCCUAAUCUUUCAAAUCCAUAAUGCAAACCAGAAUUAAUAGAUUUGGUUAAAAGAGAAAAAGAAAGAAUCACUAACUACUUUUAAUCAUGCAAACAAUUUAAAGAGAGUUUACUUGAUUUAAGAUUUGUAGAAUCAAAUGAAUUCUUUAAGAGUCUUCUAAACCACUUUGAAUUUUUGCUCACUUACUAUGAUUCUGAAGUUCUUUUUGAAGAUUUCAAGAAACUGCCAGGAGAUGAUGAUAUCCAAAAGAAACAUGAAAAUAUUAAAGUGCUUUUAAGAAUGAAACAAAAAGGUACAGUAAUUGAUACAAGCAGUGAAAGAUCAUUAUCAAAAGUAUGGGAUGGUAUACUCUUAACAACUUUCUGUUUUGAUGAUAAAAAAAUAGAGUAUAAACUUACUACUAUUUAAGAAGAUGAUAAGGCUAAAGGAGGAGCCAAAAAAGAUGCUAAAAAGGCACCUCCUGCAAAAGCUCCUCCUGCUCCAGCUAAAGGAGGUAAACCUAACGAUAAAUAACAAGAAGUAUUAGAGGAGAAUCCUAAUUUAACAAAAGCAAUAAAAUCUUUUAAAACCUAUAGAUAAAAGAGUGCUAAUUCUUGGAAAAAAUAAAUUUUAGAAGAUUUCAAAAAAUCUUUCGAGGGUAGAGUUUAACAAAUAAAAACUUUCUUCGAAAAGUAAGAGAUGGAUGAGUAUAAAUUCGAAUUUAAAUGGGAAUAAAAUGUUAGCUCAUUAAAUAACUUAUGA